AUGGCUAUUUUUGCGUACCCUCCCCCGCCCUACACCAACGGCUCCUCCCCACCAUCCACCAUUCGCGCACCUUCGCGAUCCCGGUCGCUAAACCCGCUGCCCGUGCGGCACAGGAACCGCUCCCUCUCCAUCCGGUCGUCCAAGAACAAGGAUGGCAGCAGCGGAGAUUCGUACGGCAACGGCGGCGGCAGGGGGUCGUCAUCGGCACCGCGGCACCGUUUCACCAUGGCGUCGCUGCGGGGGAUGCGGCAGCCGGAGCUGUCGAAGCGGCUGUACGGGCUGAUCAAGUCGGAGAACCACGCCAUCGGGGCGCACGAGUCGGCGGGCCGCGAGCGCGCGAGCAUCGCGGCGCAGCUGAGCGAGUGGGGCGAGGCGACGGGCGACGACGCCGUGUCGGACGUCAGCGACAAGCUGGGCGUGCUGAUGGCCGAGAUGGCCGAGCAGGAGGACUUGUUCGCGCAGAAUCUGGAGGAUUACAGGGGCGUGUUGAAGCAGAUUCGGAACACGGAGAGCUCGGUGCAGCCGAGUCGGGAUCACAAGGCGAAGGUCGCGGAUGAGAUUGCGAAGCUCAAGUACAAGGAGCCGUCGAACACCAAGAUUGUCCAAUUGGAGCAGGAGCUCGUCCGCGCUGAAGCCCAGUCCCUCGUCGCUGAGGCUCAGCUCACCAACAUUACCCGCCAAAAAUUCAAGGAAGCCUACGACCUCCACCUCGCCGCCGUCAUCGAGCGCGCCGAGAAGCAGGCGAUGCUGGCCAAGCACGCCCGCCGCGUGCUCAACCUGCUCGACGACAGCCCCAUCGUCCCCGGCGAGGCGCACCCGACGUACGCCGGCGAGAGCGCCGGCCGCGACAUCCUCAACGACGCCGAGGACGAGCUGCGCGCGUGGCAGCCGCGCUACGAGCCCAUCUCGUCCAACGCCGCCAGCCUAGGCGCCGGCGCUAUGCCUAGUAGUGGUGUUGGCAUCAGCAGCAGCGGUGCGUCCGAGUACGCCCCCACCGCCGUCGGCGGCGAGGUCCAGCAGAGCCGCAUCGAGGGCGACGUGCACCCCGCGUACAGGACCAGCAAGGCGCGGAGCGCGAGCGGUAGCUCGGCUGGUGGCGAGAGGCAGCAGCAGCAGAACCCGCCGUAUCCGGUCAGCGAGGUUGAGGAGGGUGCGAUGUUUUAG
Molecule: messenger RNA, 1164 nt
Organism: Lasiodiplodia theobromae
Lineage: Eukaryota; Fungi; Ascomycota; Dothideomycetes; Botryosphaeriales; Botryosphaeriaceae
Product: Sphingolipid long chain base-responsive protein Pil1
Exons: 3
Coding region: 1-1164 (387 amino acids)
Biological process (GO): endocytosis; negative regulation of protein kinase activity; eisosome assembly
Cellular component (GO): plasma membrane; eisosome filament
Molecular function (GO): lipid binding
Source: RefSeq, a predicted model, not a curated record